This is a messenger RNA of Neurospora hispaniola, 174 nucleotides long. RefSeq lists its product as uncharacterized. The annotation marks the transcript as partial. NCBI's taxonomy places the organism in Eukaryota, Fungi, Ascomycota, Sordariomycetes, Sordariales, Sordariaceae. The transcript is spliced from 2 exons. The record is from RefSeq and is a predicted model, not a curated record.
GGUACCUCCGCCAUAGACUACUUCCUGCUCUAUCCCGCAGAUGACGACUGGGAUGCCCAUUCCUGCCAAGUCGUCUUCGGAUUCCUCUGGAACAGUUCCGUCGCCAUCUACAAUCCCUACCUCUCCCAGAUUGCCCAAAUCCUCACCUUCCACGGCGUCUCCUUCACAGGAUGA